CAGCGGGCGGGCUCUGUCUGACAGGAGGAAGAAGGCUUGACUGGCAGCCGGGAUCCAACCUUCAAAAGCCGGCUGUAUUUUCUGUCUGCUCCCUGCCUUCAGGAACACUGGGAUCUAUGGCUAACAAAGGGAUGAACCUGUGCAAUGUGUGCUGCCUGCUGCUUUACCUUAUCACGGCGGUGCUCGCGGGGCGAGACUUCUAUAAGAUCCUGGGGGUGAGUAAGACCGCAUCAAUCAGAGACAUAAAGAAGGCCUACAGAAAGCUGGCUCUGCAGCUACACCCCGACAGAAACCAGGAUGACCCCAAAGCUCAAGACAAGUUUGCAGAUUUAGGAGCAGCUUAUGAGGUGCUCUCAGACGAGGAGAAAAGGAAACAAUAUGACGCAUACGGAGAAGAUGGACUCAAAGAGGGUCACCACAGCUCACACAACGAUAUCUUCUCCAGCUUCUUUGGUGACUUUGGGUUCAUGUUCGGAGGAAACCGACAGCAGCAGGAUAGGAACAUCCCCAGAGGAAAUGACAUCGUACUAGACCUGGAGGUCACUCUUGAAGAGGUGUACUCUGGGAACUUUGUGGAGGUUGUACGCAACAAGCCUGUAGCCAAAGAAGCUCCCGGCAAGAGGAAGUGUAACUGCAGACAGGAAAUGAGGACGACGCAGCUCGGUCCUGGCCGCUUCCAGAUGACUCAGGAGAUGGUGUGUGACGAGUGUCCCAAUGUAAAGCUUGUAAAUGAAGAGAGAACCUUGGAGGUAGAAAUUGAACAGGGAGUGAGAGAUGAGAUGGAGUACCCCUUCAUCGGAGAAGGGGAGCCUCACAUCGACGGUGAACCUGGAGAUCUACGAUUCCGCAUCAAAGUGUUAAAACAUCCUGUGUUUGAACGCAGAGGAGACGACCUGUACACCAACGUCACCAUCUCCCUGGUGGAGGCGCUGGUCGGCUUUGAGAUGGACAUCGUACAUUUGGACGGACACAAGGUUCAUAUAGUGAGAGAUAAGGUCACAAAGCCUGGUGCUAGAAUGUGGAAGAAAGGAGAGGGACUGCCAAACUUUGACAACAUCAACAUCCGAGGUUCCCUCAUCAUCACCUUCGACGUGGAGUUUCCUCAGACGCAGCUCGAUGAACAGCAGAAAGACGGUAUUCGAAGUCUCCUGAAGCAGGGAUCUGUACAGAAGGUUUAUAACGGACUACAAGGAUACUGACACACAAACAGACACAGCCUGGACUGAGUUACCUGCCACACACAUACCAAACACAGUCACACGCACACACACACACACACACACCGUCAAUCAACAGGACCUUGCUCCACAAUUCUGGCCAGGGUGUAUUUAUUAUUUUCAGAUUGUUCUCAGGAUGGCUCGAAACCCAAUCUGUUUUUAAUGUUCUACAUUCUGACGGCAGCGGCACAGGUGCAGAUGUUUUAUUUGUGUGUAUAAAUGGGAAGGAUGCCACGUCUUUGUUGUACUUUUUGUCCCCACAUCUUAUUGUAAUAAGACCUUUUUGUUUGUUUUUUAAGAAGCAAAAAAAAAAAAAGCAAAUUCACUUGUUUCUAUCUGAGUGAAGUUAAAAACAAACACUGUCUACUGACGUGUCCAUGAACCUGUGUGGGUGCCGUCCACUACAUCUGAAGGAUGAGCUACUGACAAACUCCACACCUGAAGAAGAAGAAGAAGAAAAUCCCAGACAACUUUCAACUAAUCAAAAGAUGCCCUGUGAUUUUUACUAGUUUUAUGAAUGUACCAGCAGCACCUGUUGACUGACGUCACUCUGAUCGUCUCCUCCUCAAUAAUACUUUGUAAAUAAGGAAGAACAAAUCUCAUCUGUUUGUUGUGUUUUAGUUUUCCUAAUUUAUGUUGGCUCUUCUGUUCACAUGUUUACAGCAGGAAAGCCGUCCGCAUUGCACAAACCCCCCGGUUCACUGAACAAGAGUUGACCUCUUCAGACAGUGAAGUUUAAUAUGUUUGGAGGUAUUUGGGCCCUUUGCACAUCCUCCAGCACCACACACACACACCUGUGACACUCUCUCUGUCUGGGCUUCAGACUCAAAGGGACUUCAGACCAGGAAGCAUCAACAUCCACGCUGGGUGCUGCUGCUCCUGACGGUUUGGUUUCUAAUGUGGUUUCAGGAUCUCACUUGUCUCUGUUUUUACUAUCGACUGCAACGCUGCCUCCCAAUGUUCUGAGAGUGUCAUGGCCUUAAGGGGAUAAAUGUACUUUUGACUGACUAUAAAUAAAGAUUUCUACAAAUUCUGA
Molecule: messenger RNA, 2253 nt
Organism: Epinephelus lanceolatus (giant grouper)
Lineage: Eukaryota; Metazoa; Chordata; Actinopteri; Perciformes; Serranidae
Gene: dnajb11
Product: DnaJ heat shock protein family (Hsp40) member B11
Biological process (GO): protein folding; protein maturation
Cellular component (GO): endoplasmic reticulum
Molecular function (GO): misfolded protein binding
Source: RefSeq, a predicted model, not a curated record